AUGACCCAUUGUGUGCACCUGCUGCAGAACACUCGUCCUCAUAGGGCACCCAUCAGAGUGGCUAAUGGACUUGUGGUCUAUUCAGAGCUUGUGGGGGAGAUAGUGCUUAGGCCACUGAUCCAUGGACAUGCCAGGAGCCGGUCUGUCAUCCUCUCCAAUGUGCUCUAUGUCCCUGCUCUGUCACACAAUCUGAUCUCUACUACAUACCUGUCAGUUCACCAUGACUACACUGUGCUCAUGAAGGAGAACUACAUUCUGUUCAAGCGCAAUGGUGAAGUGUACUUUGUGGCAGAUAUCUCAGAGCAGGGCCAGGCAUUUGUGAGAGAGACUGUCAUGGAUAAAGAGCUGGUUACUGGUGUGAGGCUUGCCUUUGCUAGGAAGCCAGACCCCAUCUGUGAGCCAUGCCUCUUUGGCAAGCUGAAUGCUGGCCUGUUUCCUUCAACUGGUCAUCGUUCUGGAGCGCCUCUGGAUCUGAUUCACUCUGAUCUAAAGAGCUAUUCUGUGCCCACCCGUGAGGGCUGGAAGCACAGGGUGACCUUUAUUGACGAUCACACUGGCUUCAAGGUAGCAUACCACAUGAAGAACAAGAGUGAGACAUUUGCAGCCCUUAAGAUGUUUCAAGCCUAUGCUGAGACUCACUGGGGGCUAAAGAUCAAGGCAUUCCAGGACGAUAAAGGGGGAGAGUACAUGUCUAAUGAGUUCAGAUCACAUCUGGACAAGUGUGGCAUUGUGCACCACCAUUCAGUCAGGGCACGGCCUCAGCAGAAUGGGACAGCAGAGCGGUCUAACCGCACCGUUGAUGAGCACUCCACUGCCAUGUUACACAAAGCCAACCUGCCCCUGCAUUCAGGGCACUGGCGGUGUCUGCAUACAUCCAUGUGUGCAACAUGCACCCCACAGCUCGAGACCCCACCAGGACUCCCCAUGAGCUGUGGUUCAAGGCAAAGCCUGAUGUGUCUCAUCUUCGUGUUUGGGGAUGCCUUGCCUAUGUGCAUGUGCAAAGAGACAAGAGAGGUCCUUCUGGUCACCAUGUCCAGAAGUGUAUCUUUGUAG
Messenger RNA from Mycena citricolor, 1053 nucleotides. Lineage: Eukaryota; Fungi; Basidiomycota; Agaricomycetes; Agaricales; Mycenaceae. The record is from the annotation of a GenBank genome assembly.